Molecule: messenger RNA, 1470 nt
Organism: Hyaloscypha bicolor E
Lineage: Eukaryota; Fungi; Ascomycota; Leotiomycetes; Helotiales; Hyaloscyphaceae
Exons: 5
Coding region: 1-1470 (489 amino acids)
Source: RefSeq, a predicted model, not a curated record
AUGAAGUACGAAUCGUUACCUAUCGUUGCUGUCUUCCUCGGACUCGCAACUGCAGCACCCACUCCUGCUGCAAAGAAUGUCGUCACAUUCUCCCUCGCAAGGGCUAUGGUGCCCCGUGAAGUCCCCCAAGAACACUCUCACAACAGAUUUCUUGAUGGGGUCCGUGUCAACCUGAACCUCAAUAACCCCAACCAAAUCCAGGACCCCGUCUUCGGUCUUCUCGGUAACGCAGCCGCCGCGGCUGGUGCUGGAAAGAUUACCAACUUGGACUGUCUCCACCAAGCUACCGCCGAUCAGGCUUUCACCAACGCAAAGGCAGCUGGGAAUGUGACAGGUCAAGCUGAUGCUUUGAUCUUCGCUGCUUUGGAGAGAAACACUGGCAAGGUUGGAUUGGCUAGCGUUCUCUGCACCGAAACCGCUGUCAACCCUGAGAUUGCAGCUAUUUCGCAACAUCAAGAUCCUGCUUCUAGCGGUGCCGCUGCCAUCAACAAGAAGAUCGUUCUUGCUCUCGCUCAACAACUCGCUUCUAUCGGGGCUGAUCCUCAACUGGCUCUCCUUUCUGGCACCUUCGCUCCAGGAAAUGUCAACGACAACACUGGCAAGGGCAACACUUGUGAUACCGCUGAUGAUGUUGAGGGUUGCAUUUUCUCGCAAAAUCUCCUCGUCGAUGACGCUACUGCAGCUGAAAUCACUGCUGCCGUUUCCGGCGUUGCUGUAGCUGCCGGUACCGCUGCAAAUUCUCCUGCGGCUUCCCCUGUGGCUUCUCCCGCAGCCUCCCCCGCGGCCUCCCCUGCUGCCUCUUCUGGAGAAGCAUGCCCCACUACCCCAGCCGUACCUGCAACUUCAGUUGCCGCUGCUUCAUCCGGAAACGCUGUUGCUUCUGCAACUAAUGAGCAGACCUUCACUGGAACUCUCGGAGGUGCAGCACCACCCGUCGCCAGCUCUGCCGGUGAUCGCCCAUUUUCUGUUAAUGGAAACACUUUCGUCAACCUCGGAGCAGCCCUUCAACGGUCAUGUGCCAUUCAAAACAACGCAUGCGCCAAUGCCGCCAACUCUGGAUCCCUCCCCGGUACCAGUGUGGGCGACUGCAAUGCUCAAGAGACCGCCUGCAAUGCCGCAGCAUCCGCAAAGGUCAAGCGCGCUGCUCUUGAUUUCGGCUCUUGCUCCGACCCCGCCAUUGAAUUCGCCCCUGGUCUUGACGGACGCACUGAGAACUCCUUCCAGGCUGUCAACCAGGUUGAUUUCAACCACGGGUCCGCGCUCAACAUCAAGGUCAUCUCGAGUUUUGUCUGCCAACAACUGCAAAACAAGUGCAAGGCCUCGGCCGCUACCAUCGCAGCUUGCACCACCGCCCAGACUGCUGCCAACGCAGCAACUGGCCAGGCUGCAGCUGACGCAUUCAACUCCGCCCUCGGAGUUUCUGCAGCCAAGAUGAUCAAGCGCGCGAACGCGGCGUUUGUACAGAUAUAA